AGGCCGCAGCAGUACUACGUGUACGUGGUUGACUUUGUCGUACAUGUACAUGUAGAUGUAGUAAAUAAGUAUUUACAUCAUAUUACAGAGAAUAAAUAGUAAUCCUCGUGCUCGUCGUGACGUUCACUUUCAUCCCUUUAUUCUGAGAUAAGAAGUAUUAGGAUUAUUCGGUUUGAAACUGAAGAAAAUGCAGUCGCCUGUCUGCCUCUGCUCGUCUUCUCGUCCAAGCUUUACUGGUGCACUCUGCUACGAAUUCGUUUCCUGACGCUACUUCUAGAGGAACUCCAACAUCAUUACGCUAGCCACGCUCAAACAACAGCACCUUGACGGCUAACUUCUGCAUCGCCACACAAACACAAUCAAGUAGAAGAACGAGGCCUCUUCUUAUAAUACUGAAAACCUUCAACUUCAAGUUGUUCAACUUGAACCCUAAGUAGGACGCAAAAUGGGCCGCAAGAAAACGGUGAAGGGGGACCCUAACAUUGGUCCUGACGGGAAGAGGAGGUUCAAGUACUGGAAUUUUUAUGAUGACAAGGAGUUCGACACUGAGGAACAGCUUAUUCAGUACCAACGACAACGACACUUCCGGUGUACGAUGUGCGGGUUGAAAGCACACUCGGCAGGGGCGUUGGGGGUAUAAUUUCUAGUAGUAAAAAUUCUAUGACUGUCAUCAUUUUUUUCGUUUUUGUUUGCUUUUUUCUCUAACAUAGAUAGAAGAUGUAAUUGAUGCAUUAUCUUUAUCAUCUAGGCCGAAAGACAUGAGCAAAUGGGCCUUUUUUCCUCCUGUCCCCCCUACAAACAAAGUGUUCGUUAUUAGUCUAAAUUUUUGCUCUAGUACGGAGCUAGUCUACUAUGACUGCGCAUGAUCAUCUUUCUUUCCGCAUUCUCAGGUCCACAUGGAGCAAGUGCACCACCAGAGGCUGAACGCAGUACCAAAUGCGCUGCCCGAUCGAAAUAAUCCAAGCAUGAUGAUUAUAGGUACUUUUUUCUACAACAAACUUUUACGAGCUCUUCAAGAACAGGGUCAGUAGUGUUGCUCUACCUUAUAUUAAUUGAAUAUGAAUAAUCUUAUAGAUGAACUACUUGUAACUUGAGGUAUUGGCUAUCGCUAUCAAAUACAACUACACCAGGCAUCAAAGGCGUUCCUCCGCAUAUGCUGAUGGAGAAAGCAGAGGGAACGGAUUUUGAGAAGCAGGCUAUGAGAAUCGUGGAACACGAGAUGGAGAAAGUGAAAAGUUUUUCAAGCUUGCCCGGUCUUCCUGUACCUCCUGCACCCAGUGCCUCAGGAGUUGCUACUAGUGGAGGAGAUCUUCUGGCUGGGAAAGGAAUGAGUGGACCUUCUUCAGCCUCUAGUAGUGCUGCCAAUAUUUCUUCUUCUAAUACUACAGGAGCUUCUUCCUCCACAACUGGAGGAAUGCCACCUUUACCUACUUCUAUGCCCAACAUGGCCGCGUCAAAAAUCAACAUGCCUGGUGCUGGAGCGUUCGGUCCUCCAACAUCGAUACCCGGUUUAUUAAGGCAGCAGCUACCCCUAAUCCAUCUUCGGUACUAGGAUCUCACUCAGAGGCGUUUACUUUCAAUGGGAAAAGAAGCUGCCUCAGGAUGCACGACCUCGAGUUCCUCGAGAUGGAUUAUGGUCGUGAGCGCUGCUAAGUUUACCACCGAUGCCUAUGCCCCCAAAUGGCCUUCUGCCACCACUUCCUGGGCUGCCGUUUCCUCCAGGAAUGGGAAUGCCAGGAAUGGGAAUGCCACAGAUGAUGAAUCCUAAUCCAAUGAUGAUGCUACCACCGGGAAUGAUGGGCACCGGAAUGAAUCCACAACCAGGUGGGCAACCUGGAGGAAUGGGAGGACAACCUGUAUGAAAAAAAAAGUGUACUUAUCAAUCUAUUAUACUCAUAAAACAACCAGUUAGUUUUUACCUCUAGAGAAUUAGCCCUUCCAACAAUAUACUCAAGAAACUAUAGCUUCUGGCACUGGUUCUGUAGAACAGAAUGGAAGAAGUGGAAAAGUGGCUGAAAAUUUUCUGAGGAAGAUGAGUACACAACUUUUUCCUGUCAUAUUAAGCUGGAAUGGGAGGUGCUGGACAACCUAGUAGCAUGAACGGAAUAGGAGGUGGCGGUGGAAGUCACCCAAGUGGUGGUGCGCCGAGAAGUCCCGGUGGAGGGAAGAAUACGGUACUUUAUUACGUUUUUCUUUUCCUAGUUAGCUUGGCUCCACCAGUUUUAUUACCACGUCACAUCAUGUUGGACAUGAUCUAGCGGGCUACUCUUCGUUGUUCAGUAUCUCGGAUAUUCUGAUCAGUUACUUGCUUAUUUCAGUUCUUUAUCGAAUAAUAGGCUAAUAAAGGUGUUCUUGUUACCGUUCGUUUUGCCUUCCUGAAGGGGGAAAGGCAUAACGAACGGGGUAAACGAACACCAAAAGCCUACCUCGUCUAAGACAUCAUUGACAUUCAUUGUAUUGUUCUGCAACAUUUUGCUGCAAUUCCUCUUCGUUGUAAAAAUAUCUCCUCGUCCUCACCAGAUUAACUUUCGAGUACAAGAAUAUUAUCGUGCUCCUUACCAUAACUAGUGCAACAUCUUCAACACAUAUGGUGCCAAAAUCUCUUAUCAUUCUCAAGCUUCUCAAGUAGAAAAGAGCGAAUCUGAUACCGGAUUUUGGUUUCAUCACACACCACCUUAACUACACAUGAUCAACAUCUUCACAUCAAAUUAAUACAGAAGUCUGGUGGUGCUGGGACAAGCGCCAAUGCCAUUCCGCUUGGCAGAGGCCGUGGAGGUUUUGGUCCUCCUGCAGCCACAGCGGGAGGGAAAAUAGGUGGAAGCUUUUCUACUGCUGGAGAGCUGCCUAGUAGCACAGCCGCGAGUUUGAAUGGACUGAAUGGACCACCUCCUCAAAUGCCAGGAAUGGGAUUUCCAGGGAUGCGGGGAGGUUCAUCUGCAAAUGAGAUGGGUCUGGCACCAGCGCCAAAGAAAGCGGCUGGGCUACCGCCAGCGGGAAUGUCAGGUUUUAUGAUUUAUUUUUUUUGUAGCUAGCAUGCAUAUUCUUGUGUAGCUUAAAUACUGCAGUUGAUGAACUACAACUACAUUCUAUCUCAGAAUCUUUCAAUCUAUCACAACUUUGUCUUAUCGCAGCCCUUGGUAUCGGAGCUUCAUCUUGAACCUACCACUACGACUACCCUCUCCGUCCUCACUCCACACCAGGUGACCAUCAUCGUGCACCCGAUCAGCAUCAUAGACGUGACCGCAGUCGAGGUCGUAGGGACAGUAGACGACGCGACGAUAGUCGCGGUCGUCGCAGUAGGUCUAGAGGACGUGGCGGACACGGAAGAGCAGACUCUAGAGAGCGAAGGCGUGGUGGUGAACAUGCUCAAAAUCAACAACACGAACAACAACAGCAGAUGAUGAACGACAGGAUCCAUGGGGAUGAUCCUAACAUCAAUAGCAUGAUGAGCAUGAACACCAUGCAAACCAUGCAAAGCGCCACUUCUACUAGAGGAGGUCCACCGCCUGCAGCCGGUACAUCAGUGUAUUCAGGGCAAGCGACGACUGCUGCGGCUGCUGCUGCUAAUGCUUUAUUGGCCUUCAGCACGCAGGCUCCCGCUGAUCCGAGUAAGCAAGUGUUGAGAUUCGCUUACGAGUACGUGUCGCCUGAAGAGAUUAGGGCACAAAAAAGCUUUAGAUUGCCGAUUCGCUUUGCAGAACCUCCUCCGCAACAGAUUGCGAGUAAGUGAUCGUGCCUGUGGUUUGAUGUGUAUUGUUAAGAUAGACAAGAUCGCAUAGCACCAGCACGUACUCUUGAAGGUUUUGCUUUUCCUGUUUGUGUGGCCUUACGCAGGUUCCUCUUUACAGAAUGCUUGCAUGGGUGGAAGUCCUCAUGUGCAAGCAAUAACAUGAACGUCAUGAGAUCCGUUUUUUCUCAUGUGAUCGAUCCUUCUACACUACACCAGUUCAAAAGUGGAUGCUCCCCCGUACCAUCUUUUGACGCACCCAACUCGAAUUGAUCUCGUCCCGUCAUGUUUUUACUCAAGCUUUUGCGAACAUGUUGUUAGACGAAACCGUGGCUGCCGUGAAGUACACGAG
Amoebophrya sp. A25 is the source of this 4079-nucleotide messenger RNA. The record is from the annotation of a GenBank genome assembly. NCBI's taxonomy places the organism in Eukaryota, Dinophyceae, Syndiniales, Amoebophryaceae.